AUAAUUACGCGUCUCUCUCGUGUACCUAGCUUUUUGUUUGUGUGUGUCGUGUGUUGUGUGUGUGUAUAAUGUAUAUAUAUACCUAUCAUCUCCUCCUAAUUUAUAUGCUAUAUAUAAUUAAAUCUGAAUUAAUCUGGCUCCUCUUGUGUGAUUGAGAAGAAAACUAUAAUGGCGGUUGAGGAGUCACGUGAAUCGGAGAAGAAGGUGUUUGACGCAGAAGCGGCGUCGUUUCUGGUGAGGGAGUUGAGGGAGAGGUUCGGUACUGGAAGGACGCGGAGUUAUGAAUGGAGAGUGACGCAGGUGAAGGCGCUACUGAAGGCGGUG
Messenger RNA from Cajanus cajan (pigeon pea), 324 nucleotides. The record is from RefSeq and is a predicted model, not a curated record. Lineage: Eukaryota; Viridiplantae; Streptophyta; Magnoliopsida; Fabales; Fabaceae.